This is a messenger RNA of Ahaetulla prasina, 598 nucleotides long. RefSeq names its product ribosomal protein L22 like 1 (gene RPL22L1). NCBI's taxonomy places the organism in Eukaryota, Metazoa, Chordata, Lepidosauria, Squamata, Colubridae. Gene Ontology annotation, molecular function: structural constituent of ribosome; RNA binding. The record is from RefSeq and is a predicted model, not a curated record. The transcript is spliced from 4 exons. Gene Ontology annotation, cellular component: ribosome. The coding region runs from base 48 to 413 and encodes 121 amino acids. Gene Ontology annotation, biological process: cytoplasmic translation.
CCGAGCGGAGCUCUUCGCCCUUUUCGGCAUCCGGAGACUUUGGCGACAUGGUGCAGCAAAAAGACAAACUGAAAAAAACAACUUGCAAGUAUAACCUUGAUCUCACCCAUCCUGUGGAAGAUGGCAUAUUUGACUCAGGAAACUUUGAACAGUUCUUGAAUGAGAGAAUUAAAGUCAAUGGAAAAACAGGAAACCUGGGAAAUGUAGUUCACAUUGAACGCUUUAAAAAUAAGAUCACAGUAACGUCAGAAAAGCAGUUCUCAAAAAGGUACCUUAAAUAUCUCACGAAGAAGUACCUCAAGAAGCACAAUCUUCGUGACUGGUUGCGAGUGGUAGCGUCUGACAAGGAGACCUAUGAGCUGCGUUAUUUCCAGAUCAGUCAUGAUGAUGAAGGGUCUGAAGCUGAGGAGUAAUGAGUUUUUAAAUGGAGCAUCAUGUUCCUAAAUGAACAGAGUAUAUACACAAUCAACUAUUUAUGAGCAUGCAUUAAUUUAUUACCAAACAUCUUGUGUGCUAUUUUAAAUCUCCUGUCAUCUCUGAGAUAUAUUUUAAAAGUGUCAUUAAAUGGCUAUUCUGAGAUAAAUUUUGUUUUACGUUU